Molecule: messenger RNA, 992 nt
Organism: Halichondria panicea
Lineage: Eukaryota; Metazoa; Porifera; Demospongiae; Suberitida; Halichondriidae
Product: GPN-loop GTPase 2-like
Exons: 4
Coding region: 24-914 (296 amino acids)
Cellular component (GO): cytoplasm
Molecular function (GO): GTPase activity
Source: RefSeq, a predicted model, not a curated record
UGGAACAGAUAUAACAUUGGAACAUGUCUUGGAGCUUUGCUCAGCUUGUCACUGGACCUCCCGGCUCAGGAAAGUCUACAUACUGCUGUGGAAUGAAGGAAUUCCUCUCUGCAUUUGGUAGAAAAGUUGUGAUUGUCAAUCUGGACCCUGCAAAUGAUUCUCUACCCUAUGAGUGUGAGGUGGACAUUUCUGAGUUGAUAACUUUAUCGGAUGUGAUGGACAAAUUAAAACUUGGACCUAAUGGGAGCUUGGUCUACUGUAUGGAAUUUUUGGAGAAGAACGUGGAGUGGUUGCAUGAGAGACUGGAACAGUUUCAUGGAUCCUAUUUCUUGUUUGAUUUUCCUGGGCAAGUCGAGCUCUUCACGCAUCAUCAGUCUGUGCGGAACAUUGCCAAACAAUUGGAGGAAUGGAAGUUCAAGCUAGCCGCAGUCCAUUUAGUGGAUGCACACUAUUGCAGUGAUCCUGGGAAAUUCAUAUCUGUUCUGUUGACGUCCCUCUCCACUAUGAUCCAACUUGAAGUACCACAUGUCAACAUUCUCUCUAAAGUGGAUCUAAUGGAACAGUAUGGGAAACUAGCAUUUGGACUGGAAUACUAUACAGAGGUUAUGGACUUGUCUUACUUACUGGAGCGUUUGCCAGAGAGCAAUUUCUUCCUGAAGUAUAAGAAACUAAACGAAGCACUAAUUGGCCUUGUGGAGGACUACAGUCUUGUGUCCUUUAUUCCCCUAAAUGUACAGGAGAAGGAGAGUAUGUUCCAAGUGAUGAAGGUAGUGGAUAAAGCAAAUGGUUAUGUGUUUGGAAAGAACGAUGAAGCAGCUACAUUAUCGUCAAUGAUGUCUACUGCUAUGGGAGCGGACUUUGAUUUCUUCAAAACUACUUUAGCUAAAGAGAAAUAUCUAUCCUCAGAUACAUAAUAAUUAUACCAUUCAUUUCAAUAUAUUCUGAUUGUGCAAAAAAUAUCAUUUCCAGAUUACUGCUUUUGAAAAAAAAAU